Osmia lignaria (orchard mason bee) is the source of this 2125-nucleotide messenger RNA. RefSeq lists its product as uncharacterized. The record is from RefSeq and is a predicted model, not a curated record. Lineage: Eukaryota; Metazoa; Arthropoda; Insecta; Hymenoptera; Megachilidae.
UUUAAAAACAAUUGUAGAUAAGAUAAACUUAAUUUAACAAAAUCAAUUGUUAUUCAAAUUCAUAUAUCGAGUUAAUAACUAUCGAUAAAUCGAUAUAUAAGGACGCCAUUAUUUCGAGAUAUCGAUCUACUAUCUAACCUCCAAAACAGUAUGGCGUCGUUUUAGUGUAUUGGUUAAUAAAAAGUAUUUGUAAAUAUUUGUAGAUUGUAUGAAACAAGACUAGUGUAAAUCAACAUUGGAAAAAUGAAAAAGUCUCCGUUAAGUAUGCCGAGUAGCAGCAAACCGAAGCAGAAUUACAAUUGGAAGGUACACGAUCGUAAAAAUAGGACAGGUUAUAACUAUAUUAAGAGUGAUAAUUAUCAGUGUACUUCUCCAAAUCAAAACUCUGGGAAUGAUUUUAUCCCGUUGAACGCCAGUUCACCAUUGCCAGAACGAAAUUGGCGUGGUUCUAGAGGUCGUAAUCACCGUAAUUCAGGUAGUGGUGGAUUUAACCAUUACCGGAACAAUUAUCAUUCAACCCCAAAGUCGAAUUUCAAUAAUUUGUACUCUCCUUACAAGCACUCUGGUAAACAAUUCUAUGGUCAAAAAAAGGGUUAUCAAAAGGACGCACGUAAACAGGUAGAUAUAUCGAACUACAUAGAUAGGACCUCCUUUUUGGAAGAUCCUUGGGCAGAAUUGAUGAAAAAAUUAAAUGACUCCAAAGAAGUAAAUGACUCAGAAAUGUCGCCUACCUUUGAACCCUUGCUCUCCUCAGAAUCAAUUUAUAUAGAUUCGAAAAAUGAAUUGGGGUUAGACGAUACAGAUGUUAGCAGUGUAUCCAGAACAGAAAGCUCAAUAGACAUAAACCUUGAGAAUGUAACAUUCGGUCAAGAGUUAGUAAAUAAAAGCAAUGGCAGUAAUAAUGAUAGUGUUUGUGAAGAUUUCCAAGAAAAUGGAGUUCAUUCUGCUCCUACAACAAAUGUGAUUCAAGAUCUUAUAUAACAGUAAGAGAGUGCUUUUAAGGAAAUUACACUGCACAGUACUUUAUAUCUAAAUUGUACAUAUUAACACUUAAAUGUAUAUAGGAAUUUAUGAAACAGUUCUGUUAUAUGAAUUGACGAAUUAACGAAAUUUUUUUUUUUCAAAGAUUAUUAUAGAAGCAUAUCACGUAUAUGCAUGAUAUAAUACUUCUUUCAAACGAUAUUUUCACAAGAAGGCUGUGAAAAGAUAAGUGUAGAAUUAUAUAUGUGCAAUUCUUUAGUAUGUACUAAAAGAGGUACAUAUAUGUCAGAAUACAAGGGAACAGUAAACACCAAUUUUUCACCGAUAGAUUAAGCGGCUAGAAACUGUCGAAGCAUCUAAGAUCCAGCUAUAUUUAGUUAAGAUUCAACUAUAUGAAUUAAAUUUAAGUUAUCUUGACUAAUAAUUAUAUGAGUGCUGAUUUAUAUUAUUGAAUACCCAUCAUUAAUUUUAAUCUUAUAAUAUCAUUAGUCCAUGUAUGGCAUAGAAAUGUACGAAGAGUUAAUUGUAUAUAUUUAUAUCAGGCGUGCAUACGAAAUUAAGUAUGCAUGGGAUCUCAUUUGACGGCGUGGAGGUACCCGAGACAGAAGCCUGUCCCCUUGAGCUACUUGCUGUACACGUCUGAUCUAUAUUAACGUAACAUAAGCGUAGAAUUGAAUAAUCAUUAAUUACGUGCAAACGCCAGCAAUUCUAAUUUUAGGAUUACCUUACGUUCGUACUUUUUAUUUUAAAUGCAAUGACUUAAAAUUUGUUUAAACUGCAAGAUAUUUUAUUUAAAGCUAAAUCAACGUUGGAAUAUUGUAAAAUUAAAGCAGUGGAAUAAUAGGUUUAAAUGAUUGUUAUCUUUGAAAAAUGUUUAUUUCCAAUCUUUACACAUUUUUUAUAGCGUGUUUUAGCAAGCGACGACAAAAGUGUCCUACAUGUUUAACAUGCUACCUUAAUGUACAAAUGACGAUUUGGUACAAAAAUUUGUAUAAUUUAAUGGAGAAUCGUAUUUAUUUCCACAGUACGAUUUUAUAUGAUCGUAUAAAGCAUGUCAUUGAUGUUUUAACCAAUCAUUGUAUGAAUAAUCUGUACAAAAGAACUAUGUGUAAAUACAUGUAAAUUAUGGUAAUAAUCAUUUUAA